AACCACAAACAGAACCUCUUUUCUUUCCUUCUUUCACUCUCCUAUUCCAUUAUAUUCAUCAAGCCCAACACCCAAAUCCAAAUCCCUCCUCUUUUCCAAUCUCACACACCAAAUUACAGAAGAAUCAAACAGAAGAGCGGUUGCUCAAAUGUAAAUGCAUCAGAAAAUUUCAGAAACGCAGAUCAGAAAAGAAACUGGAACAAGCAGAAGCAGAAGCAGAAGCAGAGGCAGAGGCAGAGGCAUCUCUUCUGGUUCCAGUAAUCAACAAAUCCAAUCUCAAUCAUACCCACAAAGCCAAUCGAAAAUCCCACUCCUACCCAUUUCACCAAAUCCACCACCACCUACGCUGCUAACCCAACACCCACCUCACUUUCACUUUCACCAUGACCUUCACCAUCCCAUCUCCAGUCAUCCUUCGACAACACAAUCAACACAACCCCUUCUCUCCUCGCCUCACAAAAGACCUACAAUUAUGAAUCUUUCACCUUCUCCUCUCUCUCUUUCUUCUACACUGUCCUCUGUCCGCACUCACCAGCAAUCCAAUUUUAGUCCAACACCCUCUUUUGCCACUCAAUUUUCCAUCAAAACUAUAGCGUAUAAACUAUUUUUCCAUCUAAGCCGUGCCCGUUUGCUGUGUGUGCAUUUGCGGGUCUUAGUUCUUAUUUCUUUGCCUUCUCUUUACUUCUUUUUAUCCAAUCCUAAUCGCUUUGUUAUCCUAAAUUUCGUUUCAAUUCUUGCUUUCUCAGUUACCCUUUUGGUAUCUCUCAAUCUCGCUUUCCCUCGCUUGCCUUCUUUUCGAUUACUUCUCUCCCGUUCAUUACCUAAUAAGCUCAACCCAACAAAUUUAGCAACAAAGGCUUCAAAACCUGUAUUAUGGACUAUUGGGUCCAAAUCAAAAGUAGAGAAGAGGCUAAAUUCGGGGUCUUGGGUUCAAGUUUACAGCAAUGGUGAUGUUUAUGAGGGUGAAUUUCACAAGGGAAAGUGUUCAGGAAGUGGGGUUUAUUACUAUAACAUGAGUGGGAGAUAUGAGGGUGAUUGGGUUGAUGAGAAGUAUGAUGGCCAUGGAGUUGAAACCUGGGCAAAAGGGAGUCGGUAUAGAGGGCAAUAUAGGCAGGGUUUAAGGCAUGGAAUUGGAGUUUAUAGGUUUUAUUCGGGUGAUGUUUACGCUGGAGAGUGGUCUAAUGGGCAAUGUCAUGGGUGUGGGAUCUAUACCUGUGAGGAUGGCAGUAGAUAUGUAGGGGAGUUCAAGUGGGGUGUCAAGCAUGGCCUUGGUCGUUACCAUUUCAGAAAUGGGGACACAUAUGCCGGGGAAUAUUUUGCAGACAGGAUGCAUGGUUUUGGAGUUUAUCAAUUUGGGAAUGGACAUCAAUAUGAAGGAGCUUGGCAUGAGGGAAUGAGGCAAGGGCUCGGCAUGUACACUUUCAGAAAUGGUGAAGUACAAUCUGGUUAUUGGCAAAAUGGUUUUCUUGAUGUCCCCAACUCAGAAACUAGUCUUAACGGAUCUCCUUAUGCUGUUAAUCAUGCCAAAGUUCGCUAUGCUGUCCAGGAAGCGCAGCACGCUGCUAGGAAAGCUUAUGAAGUGGCAAGAAUAGACGAAAGGGUGAAUAGAACCGUUGCAGCAGCAAACAAGGCAGCCAAUGCAGCAAGAGUUGCUGCAGUAAAAGCUGUCCAAAGACAAAUGCCUAAUAACGACAGUGAUGAUGCACCUAAUCCCUGUGUUUGAUCUUGCAAUCAUCAGGGCUUUUUUUUGGAGAUCAUAUAGUUUUUAGCAUUUCAAUUCUGCUGUUAUAAGGAAUGAUAGAAUCAGUAGGUACAUGAGGUACCUACUCGGACCCACAUUCAGCCAUCAAAAGGGAUGACUGAUUGAGGAACGAGAAUGGCUACGACAUUUUUUUUCUUUCGGCUUUCUGUAAAUAUAUUAGUUACUACUUGCAGCUAAUAUUGCAAGUAUUCUUAGAAUAUGCAAGAAAAUUUGAAUAUGGAGUGUGUAGUUUUACCUUUGUAUGUAAACUGCUCAUAUGCCCAUGUGAAAUUGAGUGUACUCAGUUUACCUC
Messenger RNA from Manihot esculenta (cassava), 2054 nucleotides. RefSeq lists its product as uncharacterized. The transcript has 3 exons. The record is from RefSeq and is a predicted model, not a curated record. The coding region runs from base 155 to 1723 and encodes 522 amino acids. NCBI's taxonomy places the organism in Eukaryota, Viridiplantae, Streptophyta, Magnoliopsida, Malpighiales, Euphorbiaceae.